AGAAGUUUACCGCGCUGUCAAGUGUCAAAUGUCAAAAAGUUCGAAAAAUUUUGCGUUUAGAAGUUGGAACUCCAAUUUAAUUCAGCAAAAUGAGUCUUUGGGUUGAUAAACAUCGACCUCGUGAUUUGGCGAAAUUAGAUUUCCAUAAGGAUCAAGCAGUUCGCCUGAAAAGUCUAGUACAGCAAAGUGAUUUUCCUCACCUUCUUGUUUACGGCCCAUCGGGCGCCGGGAAGAAAACUCGUAUCAUGUGUUUGUUGAGAGAACUUUAUGGAUCUGGUGUGGAACGAUUAAGGCAAGAAACUAUGCAUUUUACAACACCAUCAAAUAAAAAAAUAGAAAUUAUGACCGUUAGCAGCAACUACCACAUUGAAGUCAAUCCUACUGAUGUCGGCAUACACGAUCGUGUUGUGAUUAUGGAUUUAGUGAAAACCGUUGCACAAACACAUCAGAUCGACUCGUCAGGUCAGAGAGAGUUUAAAGUUAUAAUAUUGAAUGAAGUUGAUGACCUUACAAAAGAUGCUCAGCACGCAUUACGUAGGACAAUGGAGAAAUAUGUAGCGACAUGCCGACUAAUUCUUAUAGCUAACUCUAUAUCAAGGGUCAUUCCAGCGAUUAAGUCACGUUGUUUGACGAUCCGAGUACCAGCGCCAACAGAAAAUGAAAUAGCUUCAGUUUUACAAUUAGUGUGUAAAAAGGAAUCAUUAAAUUUGUCAUCAGAACUUGCUCUCCGCAUCGCUAAAUGCGCCGAUCGUAACUUACGCCGAGCACUACUCAUGUGUGAAGCCUGUAAAGUCCAGCAGUACCCCUUCACACAAGAUCAGAAAAUUCCAGAACCUGAUUGGCAGCUAUUUAUUAAGGAGACAGCAUCAAUGGUUCUUUCCGAACAGAGUCCUAAGAAGUUAGGUGAAGUUAGACAAAAACUAUAUGAGUUAAUAAUACAUGGCAUACCACCUGAUAUGAUAUUUGCGGGGCUAUUAAAAGAAUUAGUCCGUAAUUGUGAUAUGGCUAUGAAAUGCCAAGUAGCAAGCUACGCAGCUAAAUAUGAACACAGAAUGAGGUUAGGUAACAAACCUAUAUUUCAUCUUGAGGCAUUCAUAGCAAAAUUCAUGGCAAUUUACAAAAAGUUUAUUGAGGAGUCUAUGGGGGAUGCAUUCUGACAUGAAUAUUCAUAAUAAUAUUGUGUGUUAUGUGUCAAAUUAUAAGCUAAAUUAUUUAAGGUGUUAUAUACAUACUAGAGGAUAAUUAAAACAUUAACAGCGGCAGUAUAGUAAUGGACUAUGCAUACUUCUAAGUUGCUAUUUCCUGAAUGUGUUUUCCGAUCUUCAGAUAAACGUGGUUGUUCCAUACCCAGCCACCUUGGUAUGCAUUGCUUGCUUGAAAUAAAAAUCAUCUGAACCGUG
This is a messenger RNA of Manduca sexta (tobacco hornworm), 1400 nucleotides long. It is a transcript of the gene RfC38, whose product is annotated as replication factor C subunit 3. Gene Ontology annotation, cellular component: nucleus; DNA replication factor C complex. The coding region runs from base 90 to 1157 and encodes 355 amino acids. The record is from RefSeq and is a predicted model, not a curated record. NCBI's taxonomy places the organism in Eukaryota, Metazoa, Arthropoda, Insecta, Lepidoptera, Sphingidae. The transcript has a single exon. Gene Ontology annotation, molecular function: DNA binding; DNA clamp loader activity; ATP hydrolysis activity. Gene Ontology annotation, biological process: DNA repair; DNA-templated DNA replication.